AAACUUAAAAUCAAGUUUUAGUUUUAGACUUGGUCCUCCCUCCUAAAUUCAAAUGUAAGCAACCACAAUUCCCAAUGAAAUUGUUUUCUAAUAAAUACUUCAAUUAUGUUACUACUUACGUUAUCCAACUGCUAACUUCUGUAUUUUUUUUUUGAGACAGCAAAUUUUAAGACAUUUUAAAUGUUUGCUUGUGAUAUAGCAAGACUGUUUUUGUAGAGCUAGUACAAUAGCUUGGUUGUGUGGAUUCAGACAUCUCAAGAGUUGAUAUUCACUUACUAACAUAGUGUUUCUUUUGGUGGAUAAUUGUAAUAAUUUUGCUAAAUGAUUGAAUAAAUGCCCUUCAGAACUCAGUUCUAUUUGAUUAUAGAGACAAUGAUGCAAUGCAAUUUUUCAAGUAACAUUUAGUAAUUAAAUGCCUUUCAUGUUUCUUCUUAACUUUGCUGUUGCUGUCUCCUUAAAAAAAUGGAAUUUUUCGUUGUGACCAUGCAUCUGUCUGAAAAUUAUUGGCUAUUGUAAGUACCAGGCAAGAGAUCUCAUCUACAGACAUGGAUAGUUUGCCAUUUUCAAACUCUGGGGGUCCAUCACUGGCUGACCUACUUCAAGAGCACCAGGAAAGUAAUUCAAGCCACUGUUCUUUGUCUGAUCUUUAUAACCAAACAUCUAUGAGUUUUAUAGAUUUGAAAUUGGGAUCCUCACCAUUGUCACAACUAGCUGGUCAACAUCAAGCUGCAACAGGGAUGUCAGAAUUAACAGGAUCUCUGUCUUCUCUGGCAUUGUCUCAGGCUUCUCCAGUAAGAGAACUUGAGAAUUUGUCACUUUCAGAUUUAAUUGCGGAAACCAUUGAAGUAGAUAAUCCUCAAGAAGCAAAAGACUGUUUGAGGUUCAGUAUAGCUGAAAUGUGGCCUCCUGCAGGAGUAAACACAAACAUUGACUUAAGUGUCCUUAUAAAAAAUCCAGAAGUAUCUGCAGAAGCAGUAGCACGCCAGUCAAAUACCAUAGUCCCAGAAACUAAAGUUUUAAGUUCAAAGCAAGGAAAAAGUAUUAUUUUAGUUAAAGGAAAUAAAAAAAGCAAAAAAGGACGUAUUUCUAAGAGCCAGGAUCUGUCUCUCUCAUGGAUGAAGGCUCUUUGUGCCAGACCGUCAGCUUUUGCUUUAACAUUGUGUCUCCGUUAUCCUUCAAAAGGAUGUAAAAGGCGCACAAUUGAUAUCCAUAAGACUUUCCUAUACAGUAGGCAAGUAAAAGAAGUAAAAAAUAAGGAAAUUGACCCUUUAAUAUCAAUAACACCAUUUGACUUUAAAUCAGCAUCUCCUGAUGACAUUGCAAAAGCUGGACAAAAAAGAGCCUUUACAAGAGACUAGUGUAAAGUAGGGGAAAGAAAUAGAAUUUAUCCUUCAGAGCCUUUUGAAAUGAUUUUAUAAAUUUUGUAUUGGGUGACUUUAUGACCUAGAAUUCACAUUCUAUAUUUUUUAAUUAUACAUUUGAUAAUUCUCAACAAAUACUUCGUGAUCAAAAAAUUUGUGAACUUUUAAACUACUGCACUGAGUGUCUGUAUUUUUAUUUUUUUGCAUACUUUUCAUUAAGAUACAACAUCUUAAUUUUCACAAACUCUUAAUCUUUAAUACAUAGGAAUUGCACAUAUAUAGAAUACUACUAUACAAAAGUACAUUUCUAAGUAAGAAAAAAUAGACUUAAUUUGGGGAAAAAAAAUCCUACCUAUACCAUUCUAUUUUAUUGUUUGGUUAUAUUGCAGAACAAAACCUAGAAUCGAUAUUGCUCUGGAUUAAUUUUAUUAGAUGUACUUAAAUUUAAAGUUUCUGGUAGGUUACAUAAUUAAACUGUCUUGUGGCACCAUUUAAUUUCCAACUGUUGCUCAUUUCAUUCUCAAUUUCAUUAUUCUUUUGUAUACUUUGGUCAUAGUGAUGUCACUAAUCUUAGAAAAUUAUCAUAUGUUCUCAAAAGCUCCAGUUAUUUAAAAGAAAUAACCCCAGAAAAAUCAGUCAGACCACUAUACCUGAUGAUGAGCCAUUUGCUAGCUUUUUGGUGGGACCAGACUUUCUUAUGACAACAAAGUACUAUAACUUAAGGUUACAAUUUUUAUAUCUGUUCAAAACAUCCAAGUGUUAAACUGGGCAUUUAAAGAAUAUUGGAAAACAAUUGUGUGCAUAGUAUAUAUUUCAUCAAAUUUUUUCCAGUUGGAAUCCAUCACCUAUUUUAAGUCUGUUUUAAGUGUGUUGGAAGAAAAAUGUUCUUUUUUUCCCCUUUGGCAUUAGUCAUGCCUAGUCAAAAGGGAAUGACAAGCUAUGGGUGCUAUUUCUCCUUUUAGGAAAAAGUUGCCUUUAGUAAUAGAAAUGUGUAAUGUUGCAUUCACUUUUCUUGCUGGAGCCAGUGCUCGUUAUUUUGAGUCUUAAUAUGUGAGGCCAAAGUCAGGUCUUGAACUUCAUUUCUUAUCCAAUAGUCAUUGGACUCUGAUACUGUCUAUAGGUAGUCAUACCUUUACAGAGGUGUUUGUCAAAUAUUAGUAGUUUUUCACUUGGAUUCAUGGACUACCAGUCGGUAUUUUCAACUGUCAAUCUGCAGUAUAUCCUAUACAAGUACUAUUAUUACUAGAAAAAUAGACUUGUUUAUAGUUUACCGUAACUUUAUUCAGAUAUAACCAGGAAACUGUUAUGAAAUAAUGGGUUAAAUCUUAAUGGUGGAGCUUUAAUAAGUUGAUUUAUAAAAAAGAAACCUUAAUAUUUAGUAUUGUUCCUAGGUUUAAGUAGCAAUGUCAGUUUAGUUAUAAAAAUGUAUUUGAAAGCACUGGAAUGCAGAUUACAUUUGCUGUACACUAAUUUGUUUAGCUGGUAGACAUUUGUAAAUUGUCACUAUUUAGGGAAUUCUUCAAACAUAUGAGUAUCAGACUUUUUUUGUAUUGAAGUGUUUUUGAUCUUCUAAAUUCUCCAGAAUAGAGUUCAUGGUUCUAGUGCCUUUUAAUAAAGAUGGUAGCACCGCAGUGUUUAUAUUCUAACUGAUCAGCUUGAUUUUUGUUUGUUUAGUCACUCAUAUCCAGAAGCCUUUAGGAGCCUUCAGUAGGUUAAAACAUAAUUAAUGUAAACAUAGCUUGUUUAGGUAAAUCAAAGAGCAGAAAUAAAACUCAACAUCCUCCUAUUUUGCUCACAAAUUAUAUAUAUUUUCCCCAACAUAAACUACAUGGAAACAGUUUCUUGAGCCUUAUCCUGAAGGAUGUCACUUUUUCUCAAAUUAUCAGAAGAACUUUCUGCUGUCUCACACCUUAAACAGAGAAAGCUCUAGAUGACUUUUGUUGCUAUCACAGGGCAAUCCUCAAGUACGCUAGUUCUUUUAUCAUUUAAGAUUUUCAUAGUAAGUACUCCAAUUUUACUUGCUGAACAAUAAGCAAACAAGAUAGAUCAGAGUGAGGCUAUUCGCUGGCUCAAAAUACUCACAGAAUAAUUCAGAAAUGUUUUUAAAAAAAUCUUCAUUCUAGUUAUCUGAUUUCUGAAGUCUCUCUAAAUAUGAACAGCCCUUUACUUGAUAUCUAGAAUCAAUUUUUCCUAUUAAGAUUUUGGGUCUUAUCUGAAGAAUUUGUGCAAUAGACAGUUCUCCAAAUUUUUUUUAAAUGGGAUAGUGUGCUACCAGAGAUGAAAAAAUUGUUUAACAUUUUAAUAGUUUUCUUUUUAAUGGCCCAGUCUUUUUUAGUUUACUUUAGGUGAUUUUGCUCUUUUCUUGUUCCUGCCGCUUCCUCAUGGCUUGAAUUAGCUUUUCUAAUGGAGGUGUUUCUAAUCUCUGGUGGAAGAAUUGCUAUUAUAUUUAGUGGAGUAAAUUGUUUCUUUGCUUCUGCUGCUUCUGUCUAGUCUUAUUGUAUUGUCUCUGUUCUCUCAUUUCCUCUUUGCUACUCUUCUCCCAAACCCUUUUUUAACAUUAGAUGCUGCUAGCAGUUUUAGAGCCAAAUUCUGCACAAAUCAUACCUGCACAGAACUCCUGUUGAUUUAAUCACAAGUUACGUGCAAGUCUCUGAUGAAAGAAUUCAGCACUUAGAACCCAGUCCUGCAAUGAUAUCUGUGCAGAUGAAGCCAUGGGCCUAUGCCGCGCUCCAUUGACUUCAGUCGGACUCCAACCACAUAUGGCUGUCCACCCACACAGAUGUCAUUGCAGAUUGGGGCCUCAGUGUCUAACUUUACAUGUAAGUACUAGGUGACUAACCCUUAAUAUUUCUCAGAUCUGUUGCUUUAGUACUGUUGGUGAUCCUGAAGAUGCUAUGCAUAAUGCUGUUCAGCAGGAUAAAAAUCAUGCGGCGUGUGGUGGGGAUUGUCUGUCCAGACUGUAAUCCUGCAGCCUGAAAUGAUCCUUGAAUAAAUAUGCACAGAGGGUAAAAUUUUCAAAAGGACUAAACUGACAUCCUACAUCACUUAGGAGCCUAACUUCCAUUUAAUACAAUGAGACUUAGGCCCCUGUGCCACUUAGGCACUUUUGAAAAUUUUACCCACAGUUUUGAUUUUUAACUAAAUGGUAGCAUGUUACUGUAUUUUUAAAACUGAAACGGGUGUGUAAAUAAAUUACUCAAUAAGAACUAUGUUUAUGUGGUUCACCACAGAAAAUUCUUAAUUUUCUUAAACUACCGCAUGAUAUUAUGGCACCUGGAAUUUUCGUAUAGCAUAUUGUUGAUUGGUUCCAAAAAUGUUUCUACUUAAUGAACAUUAAAAUCUGUUAGUGAAAUCACUUUUUGUUUACAUUUUAUAUAACAUAGUCAGGGAGGUGGUUUGUUAUAAAUAUUUCCUUAAUGGUUUGCAGCCAGCCUGUAACUUGGCAUGUGUGUAUAUGGGUCACUUGUAUUAAUUGCUUACAUAUUGAUAUUCAGAUUUUGAAAUCAUAAAGUAUUUGUGUCUAUGCACACACAAUAUAUACAUGAAAGAAAGCAUUAAGCUACAUGGAAUAUACUGCUUACACUGUUCAGACUGUUGUACAAAAGAUACUUUACAUUAAAUUGUUUUUAUAUAUAAUUUUUUAAAAUUCGGUGUGUCAUUUAGUUUUUUUUAAUGAAAUUGCUUUGUGAAUACUGCUUUUCAUUUAUGUACAAAAAAAUAAAACACUUCGUAAAGACUGAUUAAAUAACACAUGAUUUCUUGCUA
This is a messenger RNA of Gopherus flavomarginatus (Mexican gopher tortoise), 5126 nucleotides long. RefSeq lists its product as uncharacterized. Lineage: Eukaryota; Metazoa; Chordata; Testudines; Testudinidae. The record is from RefSeq and is a predicted model, not a curated record. The transcript has 2 exons. Bases 546 to 1358 code for a protein of 270 amino acids.